Molecule: messenger RNA, 6309 nt
Organism: Caenorhabditis remanei
Lineage: Eukaryota; Metazoa; Nematoda; Chromadorea; Rhabditida; Rhabditidae
Exons: 31
Coding region: 1-6309 (2102 amino acids)
Source: RefSeq, a predicted model, not a curated record
AUGCGGCUCUUACUGGCUCUAUUUCUACUGGUAACUGCAGUUGCAGCUGCCCCAAAUCAUGACUCUGCAUUCCAAAACUUGCCGAAUUACUACCCGGAACUAAAGCAUCAAGAACCUAUUCAUAUCAGAGCCAAGAGAGCAAUUUUUGCUGCUAUCGGGAUCUCAAACACUUGUGAAGAUGGAUGGACUGGAGAUGGUUGCAAAAACCCAAUUUGUACUGACCCAAGACCUGCUCCUUCUUCCGGACAAUCUGAACUUAUUGAGCUGCUGUUCUUGAAAGGAAGCUGUGCUGGAUCAUACUACAUCCCGGUUGAUUCAGAUGUUGGAAAGACAACUCAAACUAUCCAAAUCCAUGUUUCCGCUUCUGGAGUUCCAUAUGUGAACCUCACUGAUUCCAAAGGAAUGGUCUUUACUCCAACGUAUACUAACAAUGGUGAUGGAUAUGCUCUGACAGUCUUCGGCGAUCUUCCAUCUGGUGGAUACUCCUUGACCGUCGACAACCAGAAUGUUCCAACCACUGAAUGUAUCAUCGAAGUUAACGCUGGUACUUCUCUCAAAGUUUCCCAAGGAUUUGUGUACUCUCCACAAUCCGAUUAUACUCCACAGGGAGAAUCUGGUAUUGAUGGAGUUCCAAUGUAUGCUGUGGUUCACAUUGCUAGUCAACAAGCUCCAGCUCAAGUUCACUCGAUCACUAUCCGUCAAGGAAACUCUCUCGAACCAAUCUAUCGUGCCGCUCUUACAAGAAGAUAUCAAUGCGGAUAUGAAUUCUAUGCCGGACAGUGGCAAUGUCAACUCAAAAACUCUUAUUAUUACCAUAUUGAUGGAGUGGACUCAAACGGAUUUAACUUCAGAAGAACCGGAAGAAUUCAAUGCAUGGAACACCUCACUUCACCCGUGCCUCCAACCACAACACAAGCCCCAUUGACUAGUUGUUUCAACAACGGAACCCUCCUGAACGUUGCCGAUCAAGGACAAACUUGCUUCUGUCCAGAGCUUUUCUCUGGAAGACAAUGUGAAAGUGUCAACUGUAUGAACGCCGGAUUCCCAGAUCCAGACAUGAAUGAAUGUGUGUGCGCUGCUGGAUAUCACGGAACCAACUGCCAAGAUGUCACUUGUCCAUUAAACUGGGAGUCUUUCCUUACCAACUACAAGACGUUGGUCGUUGUCAUCAGAAACACCGUUUCCAUGAACAAAUAUUUGGAUGCUAUCUCUACAGCCAUCUACAAGGAGCUCACUAGCCAAGCAGGAAACAACUAUGAAGUCUACAAAGGAUUCGUUCUUGUCAAGUUCGGAAACGGAGUCUACACCAACACCUACUACCCAGCAUAUUCUCAAGAUAAACUGCUUAGUGACAUCAAAAUUGCCUCAACAACUGUUGGCCAGUGCUCGGAUGCCACUUUUGAUUCUAUUGCUUCUAUCUUUACUGAGGUCGCAAUCUACCAGAAGUCUCCCAUCUAUUUCUUCACUGACGCUAUUGCCAGCGAUGUUGAAAAAUGGCAGACCGUUAUUGAAAUGAACACCCGUCAAAAGUUCCCGAUUUACACUCAUUACUUCGUUCAAGACAACUGUGGAUUUGAUGAUAUGAGUCAAGGAUUCCAAGCAAUUGAGUACGCUUCCUAUUACAGUGGUGGUCUCAUUCUUCAACCAACUCCAGACGCAUUGGAAUUUAUUUUCCAAAACGUCAUCAAGGCUACUGCUUAUAAGAUGAACUCAGUUCUUAUCGAUGAUCUUGCAAGCUGCUCUACUCCAACCAGAGUGUUUUUCGUUGACUCUUCGACAACUGAACUUAUGAUUCUUGCUAUCGGACAGUCUUUGACGGUUUCCGUCACUGAUCCAAAUGGAAACACAAACACCGCUUUGAAGAUUGUUGACAGUGGAACAACUCAAUUGUAUGAGAUUUCUAAUCCAGUCAUCGGAGAACACUUGAUCACUGUUGUGUCCAAUGUUCAAAACACGCCGUGUUCCUACCGCGUGCAAGCUCGUUCCGAGUAUGACCUCUUCAUUGGAACCAGUACCGGAGUCAAUGACGAUGCCAGUGAUUCUGAACCAGUCGUCGGUCAAUCCACCCACAUUGUUGCUCAACUCACUGGACUGAAGGGAAAGGUUGCUGAUCCAUUCCGUCUUUUCUCUGAAAUCUCAAUCACUAGCAACGUGAAUUUGGAUAACACCUACCAGAAGCCAAUGUACUAUUCCAGUGGAAAGUACCGUGAUGGAUGUGGAUUCCAUAUGUAUUUUGGAGCAGCCAGUUUCUGUGACUUCAUUUCACAACCAUUCUAUGCUACAGUCUAUGCUGAUGAUGGAAAUGGAUACACUAUUCAGAGAACUACUACCGGAUUCUGUUCAGGAACUCCAACUACUCCGUACCCACCAAACAGUUGCCAGAACGGAGGAGUGACCGAUCCAACUAAUAACGCUACCUGCAUCUGUCCACCAGGAUUCUACGGAAAAUACUGCGAGAACAUUCAAUGUACGAAUGGAGGAACUGCCAGAGGAGGACAAUGUGUUUGCCCAGUCGGAACUGCUGGAACGUUCUGCGAACAAUAUAUGUGCACUACGAUAAACAACAACCCAGAUGUUUCCUUCGAUGGACAGUCGAUUGCCUUCGUCAUCUCUACCAGAUCCACCAUGAAGGACUCUGUUGCCAAGAUUGCAGCAAAUGUGCAAACCAUGACUCGUGAUAUGCAAAUAGCAUCUGACAAAUGGAUCAACACAUGGAUCCUUAUUGCUGUCAACUCGAAUACUUCAAGCCUCCUUGUCAAAUCCAACAGACCCGAAGAUUUUGUAGCCGGAGUAGUCAAUCUUUCCGCAAACUUCUCCAAUUACGCAGCAGACGAGACUUCCUGCCAAAUUCAAAUAGAACAAGCCAUGCUUGGAGCCGCUCUUCUCUCCGAAAAACGAUCAUCUGUUUGGAUAUUCGCUGAUUCUGAUGGUCCAAAUGACUCAUCUUACAUUCAACUGUUCGAUGUUGCUCAAGAAUACCAAAUUGUUCUAAAUCUUGUCGGUGUCGGAUCAUCCAUCUGUACUGCCGCUGAAAACAAUGGACAGUUCCCAUACUACCUCAAGAGCCUAACUGAAACAACUCUAGGAUCAGUUUACAUGACUGAUAAACUCGACCAAGUCAUGUUGUUCAUUGUCAGCAUGUACAAGUCAGCAGUGUCUCACAGAUACUAUGUUCCUGAUUGUACCAAGGCUACAUCCUACUACAUGCCAGUUGAUGGAUGGACUCAAUCUCUCACUCUUUCUGUUAUUGGAUCUGAUCUCUACAAUGUUGAAGUCAUGUUCCCAGAUGGAACUAAAGGACAGAACUCUGAUUAUGAACUUGUUUCCAUUAAUGAUCCAGAACUGAAAUUGAACCAAUACGUCGCUGCUUGCGAAGGAUCAUUCUGGAACCAUCAACAACAAAACUGUUUCGAGUUCACCGCUACUAAAUAUGCUUGGCUCGACGGUUGGGACUUCUGUCACUCUCAAAAGGCUUAUUUGAUUCACAUCGAUAAUGCUGAUGUCAACAAAUUCGUUUUUUCACAAGUUAAUGGUUAUCGUGCUUGGAUCGGACUUGCAUUCAAUGCUGGACAAUGGUAUUGGGAUGUUCCUGAUGGAAACUUUCCUCAGCCAUUGACUGGAUACACCAACUGGGCUCCAGAUGUUGAUCCCGCUAAUCCAAAAUACAAUCACGCUGUAAUGAAUUCUAACGGAUUUUGGGAGCCAGCUGAUCCAAAUGAGGAGAACUUCGGAGCUUGCAUGAAGCACAGAUAUGGACAAGGAUACUAUCCUGGAGAAGGAGUCAACAUUGUCCCCGCCGGUCUCUGGAAGGUAACUGUUCAAUCCAACUCCGGAAGUUGCGAGAUUCAAGCUCGUUCUCAAUCUGACAUUCAAGUAUUCUUUGGAUUUGUUACUGAUCCAAGAAACGACAAGCCAAGCACCUAUGCCAACAUUCAAUCAAGCAACAACUACCUUAUUGCUUAUCCAACUGGAGUUCUUCCAUACACCCCAGACACCAAACCAUCAAUGGAAGGAAAACUGAACUACGCUGUUCUUUCUAGCAACAGAACUAUCACAAACUCAUUGCCACUCGGAAACAGAGUUUGUACUUAUGCUACCAUUUCAGCACCAUUCAGUUGUCCAGUAACCGACGGAUCUAUCUCAGAGUUCUCUAUUAAGUUCACUGGUAUUGAUCAAUACGGUUAUGCAUUCGAACGUUAUGGUGAUGCACUUUGCACCAAGACUGUCAUCAGUUGUGCUAAUGGUGGAUUUGUAAACAACGGAGUUUGUGUCUGUCGUGCCGGAUGGGUUGGAACCACUUGCAGUACUCCAGUCUGUCAAAAUGGAGGAAUUGAGAAGAAUGGUGCCUGUGAUUGUUCCUCUGUUCCACAGUUCACUGGACAAUUCUGUCAACUUGCUCAUUGUGAACCACCAUACCCAACAUCAUUCAAUGACAAGGGAAGAACACUUGCCAUUGUUCUUGAGACUUCCUACAACAUGGGAUCAUCCAUCUUCCAGUUGAAGAGGAAUUUGAAGGCUUCAUUGGACAGCAUCAACAACGACGCAACUCUUCAAGGAUGGUUCAACAACUUUGUUCUCUAUCCAUUCGAUUCUACCAGCAAUCAAGCUUCCUGGUAUCCACCAACUAUUUCCCGUAACUCCGAUGACAUUGUUGCUGCUGUCAAAAACAUUAGUACCAUGUCUUGCCCUGGAAGUGCACCAUGCUCAUCGCAGUGUCCACGCCCAAUCGUCAGUGUUCUCAAGAACGUUCUUGACAUGGAUGCUCUUGCUUCACCCAACUCUGUCAUUCUUGUUAUCACCAGAUCUUCUCCAGAAGAUUAUCUUCAAGUUGGACAAAUUGCACAGAAACUUCAGGACAAGAAGGCUUAUAUCAACUUUGCCUUCCCGGCUAUUGACUCUCCAUGUGGUGAAGGAUGGAACACACCAAAUGUUGACUCACUUUACCAGAUCAUCAGUUAUUCUCAAGGAAACACUUUCACCAUGAAUGCGGUAGACUUGUCUAAGAACUUCCUCACCCAGUACAUUCCAACUCUCUAUUCUUCCGGAGGAAUCGCUGCUUCGAGUGGAAACUGCAACAAUGACGAAAUCAUCUUCCAAGUUGAACACGAGAUGUAUGAAUUUUCCAUUGAUUUCUACCAUCCACUCAUGGAGAACAUCAGGGUCUUUGACCCAUCUGGUGACGAACUGACUAAACCAGACAGUGUUAUUGCUUCUGACACCAACUAUAUCGGAGUUUUUCCUGUCAAUGAAACUGGAGCCACCCGUGCUGGAACAUACAGAAUCCUUUUGACAGGAACCGGAGGAAACAACUGUUUUGCCACAGUCCGUGGAAGAUCAAACCUUGAAAUUUUCCUUGGAUUUGUUGACUCUGCAGCUGAUAGCAACAACGGAGCUACUAUCGAUGCCGCUCAUCAUGCACCAAUCAAUCUUGAAAACAACACCAUCGUUGUUCACGCCAAUGGCCUCGGUCAAGGAAUCGUCAGAUACGUUCAAAUUGUUAUGCCUGGAUUCGGAUUGAUGCACACUACUGAAAUGAGAAGACGUGAUGCAGAAUGUAGUUAUGAGUGGUACGCCACAACUCCAUUCUCAUUUGACUAUGACAGCUACUAUGUUAUUGUCUACGGAAGCAGCGAGUUCGGAAGUAACUGGAAGAGAAACUUCUAUGUCAGCACCGUCGGUUCAAGGCCUCCACUCCCACCACCACCAGCAAGCUGUGAUCUCCAACAAGUGAAACAAGAUACACUUUUCCUUAUUGACAGUUCUCUCAAGGAUACCAACGUCACUUUCACAAUUUUGAAACAAUUUGCCGUGACUGCCAUGCAGCCCUACAACUACAUGAACGGAUUGGCUCAAGUCGCUUCAAUUCUUGUCUAUGGUCAGGCUCAAGGUGGAUUCUCCUUCAACGCUGGAGAGAACUCAUAUGACAGAGUGUCCGGUCUUUUGAACAAUUUGACUUACAUUGCUCAACCUGGUCAAAAUGUUACUGCAGGACUCCAAUACGCUUUGGACUACUAUGACAUGCCAUCUCAAGGAUACAGAACUGAUCCUGAUGUCAAACAUCUUUUGGUUUAUGUCACUAACACAAACCCCACCGAUGCUGAUCCAUCAGAGUUGAUUCGCACCAUGAAACGAUCUGGAUUGUAUGACGUUGUUGUUGUUGCUCUUGAUAUGCAACCUUCUGAGCAAUUGACCAAUAUGGUUAGCUCAAGAUGUUACUAUUAUGCUCAGGAUUACCAUGAUUUGAUGAAUUAUGGAGUGAACCUCGUUCAAGGACAAUCAUGCAUGCGUUUCAACUUCUGCAACUACUAA